Messenger RNA from Drosophila montana, 2296 nucleotides. It is a transcript of the gene Atg101, whose product is annotated as autophagy-related protein 101. The transcript has 6 exons. Gene Ontology annotation, biological process: autophagosome assembly; autophagy. Lineage: Eukaryota; Metazoa; Arthropoda; Insecta; Diptera; Drosophilidae. The record is from RefSeq and is a predicted model, not a curated record. Gene Ontology annotation, cellular component: phagophore assembly site. Bases 1358 to 2014 code for a protein of 218 amino acids.
UCUUUAAUUGGAAAUAAAAUUUAGUGAAUCUGAAGAAUGAGAAGUACAAAUUUUGCCAUAUACUCGCAAGGAAAGUAUAAAAACAGAAGCUGCAGUAGUGGCACCCACACUGUUUAAUUAAGUGAACGAAUCAGGAGGAACAGAAUCACUAUCUUUAAAGGUGGUGGCAUUUCAUCCAAAACAUACGACAUAACGCCAAUUUUUAACAUGGAACAGAAGAAAAAAUCGGUGCAGAAAUGUUACAUGUUGCAUGGUUUUUGUUGGUAAGGGUACCUGAGCGCUGGCAUGUGUGCAUGGAAACUGUUUUGACCGGUCGUGCACACACUUUUGCACAAGUUUGUAUGUGUAUACAAGCGUCUAUGCGCAUGUUUGCCUGUUUGAUUGCUUGCCUAUCUGAUGCAAGUUUAACAAGUUUUGAAGCUUUCGGGACUUCUGAAUUUCCACCUCCACAUACACAGAACAAAAAAAAAAAAAAUUGGAAGCUGAAGGAAGCAUCUCCGAGCCUAUUAAGUGGACUAACAUCUUUACAACGUUCACGACGUUACAAAAUGCCAUGACCGAAGACUGAUUCAUAACUUAGAUGCGACUUUAAAGAUUUAGUCGCAGUAAGUUAUUCUUCGUUGAACUUAUUGAGCCUAGUGGUGCCUUCACUGUGGUAUUCUUUUAUAGGUGCAAGACCGAUACCAGCAAUAACCCUAGAUACGCUCUUAAAAUAAGAAGAAAAAAUCAAAGUUAUUGGCCAUCUUCCCCUAAUAGUAAAGCAAAUCAAUUAUUGUACCCGAUUACCUACCCAAUGGCGAAUUGUCUGGCAAAGUUGAUCACUUCCCUCAUGAUUUGUUGCAGUUGUAAGUUGGCAAAAUUUCGCUCAUUAUAGACUUCCUGCACAACGGAGAACAUUCUGUUAACGCAAAGAUUUCACAUAAAGUUGUCCGAUUUUGAGGCAUGUUCGCAUAUAUAGGUACGAUCUUAUAAAUAUAAACCACAGAUUAAUAUACCAUUAGCUGAAGAAUGGUGACAAACAAAUCUGUUUCCCAAAUAUUGAAGAGUUUAAACAACUAUAUUGAACGGAAACAAACAAAGCUACAUUUAAUCUAAACUCUUACAAAAUUAUUAAUUUAACAGAGGGAAUGGAAACGUUAUUAAAACUAUUUCUUAACGAUUACUUUUAGAGCUUAUGCUUAGAGUAUAAUUAUAAUAAUAUAUGUAAUAGCGAGUGCAGGCAAAAAAAAAUAUAACGGAACUCGGCUUCGUCGUGGCAGAGCACGAAUUCCCAAACAGUAAAAAUUUUUGAGCAAGCUCAGCACCAACGAAAAACUAGCUUGUACUCGAUUGUUGAAUCAAAGAGUCGACUUCUAGAAUGAACGCACGCUCACAGAUAUUUGAUCUUACUAUGGAAGGUCGCCAGGUGGAUGAGGCAGUGGCCGGCAUAUUUCACACAGUGCUUUUUCACCGCUGUUUGGGCAAAUAUAUGUAUACGGGAGAUGCACAAUACUCGAUUGGUACCGUGGGGUAUUCAGAUGUCGAUUGUGACUUUAUUGAUUUCACAUAUGUUUGCUGCACAUCAGAUAGCCUUACGCGCAGGGUGAAGCGUGCCAUCAAUUUGUUUAGCGAAAAGUUGCGCUCAAAUGAAAGCUGCGGAUCCGGACAGAUCAGUUUGGAGUUUUUUCAGAAAAAGAAAAAUCGUUGGUUAUUUACACAGGAGUCUAUACCAUGGGAGGUGUGGACAGUACACCUGGAUUUAAUUAAACACGAGAACGAGGAUGAGCGCCAGCUCUGCCGCGAAAAUGUGUCGGACCUGCUUACCGAAAAGGUUAUAUACAUUACAGAAUUAAUGAACCGACACGAUUAUGUACCUAAGACUCCAAGUCAAAGCGAGCUUGAUCUGAUCUUCGACACUUCCUUUCCCGAUGUACAGCCAUAUUUGUUCAAAUUCGAUUAUUCAACUUCCGGAUCAACGGCACCUUCAAUGGGAAAUGCCAUGAAAAAGAUCAUCAAAGAAACGCUUGCAAUGUGAUUUUCUGAAUAUUAGCAAAGAAACGUAUGUCUUGGUCUGUGCGGUCAACGUUUUUUUUUGCUUAACCGAUAAUAAUUUAUGUGGCAAUAACUAUAAAACUGGCUAGCACACCUAUUCUUGAACUUGUUAGUAUUUUGUGUAUGGCUUUUUCAAAAAGAGCGCCAUGACCAAAAUCAUUAAGAAAAAAAAUCUUCUGCUUAACAGACAUGUAAUAUGUCUAAAAUGUAAUACAAUCUCUCAUUAAACAACAAUUAAAUAUUCGGAGUCCUUUGCGAGCUAAUA